AGAUCGUUAAAAUCAAGAGCUCUGACAUAUAAAUACAAAAUCAAAAUAUAACAAGUACACUCUAUGUAAUCAGAAAUUGUGUCGAAUAAAAAUAUAAAUUCUGGUAAUUAAGUGCGGAACUUGGCUUGAAAAGAUGCAUAAAGAUGAGCAAGCAAUGAAACUGCCUAUCUCGUUGGACCUGCCAAAAAAUGAAUUGGAAGAACUGAUAGAUAAAGCAAAGGACUGGGCGCUUAUGCAUGGAAUGUGUUUGAGAUCGAAAGUCAAUUUCAAUAGAGAUGUCUUGCAGUUUGCACCAUUCGCGCUUUUUCCAUCGCCGUUUCCUAGAGAAGAAUUCCAAAAUGCUUGUGACAUUCAGAUUAUUUUGAACAACCUUAUACACAAAGUAGCUCAUGAUUAUGACUUUUUGAAAGAAACUUUGCAAGAGAUUACAAAAGUGGAUGACUUUACUAAAAAUUUGUUUGAAAUUUAUGAAACUAUUCAUAAAGAAGGAGCGGCUCAGAAAGUAUCCCUUGGCAUACUACGUUCAGAUAUAAUGUUAGACACAAGUUGUUAUGAGAAAGACAACAAAAGUCUCAAGCCUCACUGUUGCUGGAAGCAGGUCGAGAUAAAUACAAUUGCUUCUGGAUUUGGUUGGCUAGGACCUGUAGCUACGCAAUUUCAUAAAUUUAUCUUGCAAGAGCUUAAUCAUACUGCUGAACUGAAAAAUCUUCCUGAAAACAACGCAUUGCAAACAUUGUGUUCAGGCAUGAUAGAAGCGUGGAAUUUAUACGGCAACUCACAGGCAGUUAUUUUAUUUGUUAUUGAAGAUGUGACGUAUAAUAUCUGCGAUCAGCGUUUCCACGAGUUUGAAAUACGAAGACAGAAUCCAAAUGUCAAAGUAAUCCGCAGAAAUUUGACGCAAUUAGCACUCACUGCAAGACUAGGUUCUAAUAUGGAGUUAAUAGUAAGCAAUUACGUUGUGUCUGUCGUCUACUACAGAUGUGGCUAUGAACCAGGUCAAUAUCAUACUCAGAAAGAAUGGGAUGUAAGAUUGCUGAUUGAGAGAUCGUUGGCGAUCAAAUGUCCGAGCAUUCAAUAUCAUUUAGCUGGUACAAAGAAAGUUCAGCAGACACUUGCAAAACCUGGUAUGAUCGUGCGUUUCUUGAAGGACGAGAAAACAGCGGCAAAAGUGAAGGAAAUAUUUACUGGCCUUUAUUCACUGGAUUUUGACGAGCAUGGCAAUGCUAUUGCUGAAAUGGGUAUCUCAAAUCCUCAGCGUUUCGUGUUGAAGCCACAGAGGGAAGGCGGUUGCAAUAACUUGUAUGGGACAGAUAUAAAAAACUUUUUAGAAUCUGUGAAAUCUGAACGGGCUCGAGUGGCAUGGAUACUCAUGGAUCGGCUUUAUCCUCCAGUUCAUAAAAAUUACGUUGUGAAACCUGGAAGUGAUGUGGAUCUAGAGACAAAAGAGUUGGUCUCCGAGCUAGGAAUAUUCGGCGUUAUCAUCGGAGAUGAUAAGAAUAUUAUUAUUAACAAACAAGGAGGUCACAUGUUGAGAACAAAAUUAGCCAUUGAUAACGAAGGCGGUGUGGCGACCGGUAGAGCUGUGCCGGAUGUUAUACACGCAGUGGCCAAAUACGAAGUGGAGCACGAGCCCCGAGAGAUCUUUUUCUUCCGCGAGGGUAGCAUCGUUAUGUGGAACGUUUCCGAUCUCGAAUCUGGCAAUCUGUUGCAAUUUUUGAAACGUUACGAACAAAAUUGCUACACGGAAGAAGUGAUUCACACCGAGACCGAGUUCAUGAAUUACACUUAUGCAGAUUCUGGGAAAAGAAGCCACUUGAAGGACGGCGACAUUAUUCUGGCCGAGGGAGCUGGAAACCUGGACAAAUACACGUUCUCGAACGCCAUGGCGCAGUCUGUCAAAUUAGGCAUCUGGGAGGCAGCGUUGAAUCGCUACGUCGACUCGAUCGAAUUCGUCACCGAAGACUUGAAGGCCGGCAGAAAGCUUCGGAUGACGCAGCAGGAGGUGUUGAGAAAACAGGGCGAGCUAUUCGCCCUUCGACACCGGAUUAAUCUCAGCUCGGAUUUGCUGGACACGCCCGAUUUCUACUGGGAUCGAGACGACUUGGAGAAUUUGUACCAGCAAAUCUGCGGAUACUUCAGCAUUGCGAAGCGCACAAGAGUAAUGAACGAAAGAUUGAACCACUGCGUGGAACUAGUCAGCAUACUUUCGUCGCAUUUGAGCGAUCGCCAUCACAUCCGCUUGGAGUGGAUGAUUAUUAUACUCAUUAUGGUGGAGGUCGCUUUCGAAAUCCUGCAUUACAUCGAACGGUAUCUUGUAAAAUAGUGUAAUCCAGUAAUAUUGUCAUUUGUUUUAUAUGAAGACAGAAUGAUGUAGAUUUAUUAUACAUAUAUUUUUUAAAUAUA
Linepithema humile (Argentine ant) is the source of this 2403-nucleotide messenger RNA. Its product is annotated as glutathione synthetase-like. Gene Ontology annotation, cellular component: cytosol. Lineage: Eukaryota; Metazoa; Arthropoda; Insecta; Hymenoptera; Formicidae. Gene Ontology annotation, molecular function: glutathione synthase activity; ATP binding; glutathione binding. Gene Ontology annotation, biological process: glutathione biosynthetic process. The record is from RefSeq and is a predicted model, not a curated record.